CUUCCAACGAAAGACCUGAUAACUUCCAUGACUGGCUAUUUUAUUGACGGUGUGCUAUCUGGAUUUAGCCAACAGUAUGAACCAAAAACUGAAUAUAAAUUGAACAUAUCAAGGAUAAAGGCUGGCUAGUAGAUAUGCCGUAUUUUGUCUUGUACCUCAAAUUUUCAGACUAGUUUCAGAAAAUUCCAAUAGAGAAGUGCCAAUUUUUACUACUAUUGUUAGCUGGUUGUUUCUUAUAAGUUUAGUUCUCUUCACCAAAUGAUUAUAAAAAUCAAGAUUAUUGUGUUUAAGAAAUUGAGGACUCUUUUUCACUUAGCUUGGUUUGUUCCGAAAAUUUAUCAGCAUUCUACCUACCCUGUUUCCAUAGUAUCCAUCAACUUGCUAACAUUAUCUUGAAAACAGUAUUCUUCUGUCUAUAAGCUUUGGCAUAGUUCUCUGCAAUGCCUGAGAAAUUCAGAGAGCUGCCAAGUUCCAAUAUGGCUUCAAAUCGUUCCGAUUGUUCAUCGAAAGAGAGACUGAAAUGGACACAAGAGCUUCAUGAUCUAUUUGAGAAGGCAGUUAGUCAGCUUGGAGGUCCAGAAAGAGCAACACCAAAAGGAAUUUUGAAAGUUAUGGGGAUUCCUGGUCUGACAAUCUUCCAUGUGAAAAGCCACCUACAGAAAUACCGUAUGUCAAAAUUUGUCCGCGAAGAUCCUGCUAUUGGCAAGUCCGAAAGGAAAAGCAUAUCUGAAAUUUUGCCAAACUUCAGCGCUACAGCGGGAGCUCAGCUUAAUGAAGCAUUACAAAUGCAUAUGGAUGCACACAAACGAUUAAAUGAUCAUCUUGAGAUUCAAAGGAACUUGAAGAUAAAACUUGAAGCACAAGGAAGGUUUCUAGACCGAAUAAUGGAAGAACAAAAAGCUCGUGCUUCGGGUUCUAGGCCAAGCCUAAAGUCCUAUUCGUAUUCACCCUUGUCAUUACCAUCUCUAUGCGAGGAAUCUGAAUCAAACAUUAAAGAACUGGAGGUUGGAUAUGAUACCGAGAUUGAUAGAUUUUGUUGUCAAGCACGAAAAAGGACUCGAUUUGAGGACGACGCUGCAUUAUUAAAUCGUCGAUACAAUAGUACUAAUCUUACAUAUUCACCAUAUGAAGAAUUACAAUCGAGUACUCUUGCAACUUACGAGUCACCACUUUUGCAAUAUGCUUUAUUUGAUUCUCUUUUAUAGCCUUAAAUAAUUAUGUUUGUGAAUUUAAAGAGUAUUAGACAUGGGUUAAUAUAUGUGAGUGAAGAAAAAAUGUGUUAGCUAAGGUCAAAUAUGAACGUACUUACAAUAAAACCACAUAUUGUGUGAUAUGUUAUUUAUGUUAUCUUGAUAAUCAACCACAAUCAACAUCAGCUGUACUGUGCUUAGUCUUCACGAUGGUGUAUACUUUUUAUCUCAUACCGAUUUAAUGAUAGAAGAGUGAGGAUCUUUUUUAAGAA
Capsicum annuum is the source of this 1462-nucleotide messenger RNA. Its product is annotated as myb family transcription factor PHL7. NCBI's taxonomy places the organism in Eukaryota, Viridiplantae, Streptophyta, Magnoliopsida, Solanales, Solanaceae. The record is from RefSeq and is a predicted model, not a curated record. Bases 441 to 1205 code for a protein of 254 amino acids. The transcript has 6 exons. Gene Ontology annotation, molecular function: DNA binding; DNA-binding transcription factor activity.